ACAAAAGUAGUUGCGUACUGCUCACUUUUGAGGUAACACUGCAAGUUUGAGGAAAAAAAUGUCUCUUUUUGUCAUAAUCAUAAUAUGUGCAAUCCUUCAAGUGCCUCUAAGCCUGUCGAAGUCAUGCGUUGCGCGCAAUGGGCUUUGUCCUGCGUCUUGGACAAAGUGGGAUGAAAGUUGCUACCGCGUUACACCCAACUCGUUGACGUACGACGACGCCCGUGAAGCCUGCCGUAGACUGGGAGCCAAGAUGGCAGCGCCGCACUCUGACCAGGAAAACGACUUCCUGGCAAGCCUGGCCCAAGGCAGUGAGAUUUGGGUGGCUUGCACCGAUCGGAGGCAGGAGGGUGAGUGGGAGUGUGAGGGGUCUAAAGACGGUCAAGGAAUCUACACCAACUGGUUUGACGAUCAGCCCGAUAAUUCCGGCGGAAAUGAGCACUGCGCAACCAUAUUGUCAGCAGAGAAGAAAUGGAAUGACUAUCCGUGCAAUGGCGAGCAGCUGGCCGUUUGCAAACAGGAACCUCGUACCCAUUGCUUCACUACUAACAGCGAAGGACGUCUUGAAGAUGAUUCUUGUCUCUAGAGCUUGUUAUGAGAUCUGAAUGUGUGGGGUCUCAAAGAGGGCAAAGAAAUAUACAGCAAAUGGAGGGACAGAGAACCGAAUAAUGGAGGAUUGGGGGAACAUUUUGCUACAUACCGGCAGGCAAAAAGUGGAAUGACGUACGGUGUGAGGUGAAGCUGCUGACGGUCUGCAAGCGACAAACUCUCGGAUCCUGCUUCACUACCAACAACGAAGGGUGGAUCGAAGUUGACUCUUACCUCUUAAAACCACAUUUUGAAUGAUUAACCGUGGAUUUUAAGAACUUCAAAUCAUUUUGAACAAUUGUAGUGGUAAUUUGUAUACCGUCAUCAUGCAGAUUGUUUUUGUUUCUGACUGUUUGAAUCUUCACGCAGGACUGCUCCUUUGGCAUGACCAUUUGCAUUAAUGAUGAAAUUGGAACGUACUGCAGAACAGUCAAGCAAGUAUGACACUUACCAUUCGUCAGAUAACUUUCUCAAUAUUUUAGUCUAAAUGAACUCCUACCAAAAGGAGGGAUUUCGGAAGGCUUUUUGUACCGUUAUCUUCUUUUCAUUUCUUGCUGUAGCUAUUGUCAUUGGUUGGUAAGUUUCUGGAGAAUUGACGAUGUUCUUAAACCUACGAAGUCUCCAUGCUAUAGCUUCAUUCACAAGUUGUGAAAUUAAUUCACAUUUCGAUGUAUUCCUUCUGACAAACCAGACAAAAAAGCACUGUUAAGAUAAUUUUUUUAAGAGUCGUUUUCAUUUAUCGCGCCAUUCACCAGUUUGUACCAAGCGAUUACGCGUCCCUAUCUCUUUGGGUAAUUGAUGAUUGGUAAAUCCUACUCUCAAUCGUGACUGCAAUUCAGUGAGGAAUUCAGCAACCAUUGAGAACAUGUAGGUCUUCGUUUUGCUUUCAAUUGGCAAUAAAUGUUGAUAAAAGAUGAGCACUUAACUAUAGACUUUUGCUCUGAAAGGCACACAAGUGAAACACUAUGAUGGAAUAGACUUCUUUUUUUG
This is a messenger RNA of Patiria miniata (bat star), 1575 nucleotides long. Its product is annotated as perlucin-like. The coding region runs from base 59 to 583 and encodes 174 amino acids. The transcript has a single exon. Lineage: Eukaryota; Metazoa; Echinodermata; Asteroidea; Valvatida; Asterinidae. The record is from RefSeq and is a predicted model, not a curated record.